GGAAUAUAGAAACCUGAGAAGCUUGCAAAAUGAUCCAAGAAUCAGAAAUUCCGGCAGUUGAAAAAUGGCAAACAAACCUCUUUUCUCUAUCCUUUCUGCAAUUUCGUGCAAUGAUUGUAUUAUCAACUAUUAUCAGGGAGAGUUCAUUGAGAAUUUGACAUCGUCAAUUUGUCAUGAUAUUCUAUGGUGAUGUCCCUUUCAAUCUUGCGCUUUGCCAGGUGCGGAACACUGUUGAGAGCACAAAGCCAUUUGUACGGUGGAUGGAUGGGACAUGUAUCGAGACACCUGAACAGAGGGUGAAUGGCGAGGAUGAAGAACCAUUCGUAUUCUCCUUCUAUGCAGAUGUCUCUGCAAACCCACAGAUCAUCAAGGCCAUGCUUAUUCUGAACCAUAUGCUUCACAAGGCAGUCUCAGGUGUCAAUAGAUUUAUUGAGAACUGGCGCAAACACCAGCAUCUUUGGAAGCAAGAUAAGACAACCAUCUUGGAUAAGUUUGCUGCUAAGAACCCAUCUUGUGCGGAAUUUGAAGAUAGGCUAUCAAAAUACGCAAAGGUUGCUUCUGACAUCUGGGCGCUGCCAAAAGAUAAGGAUGUGGAGUUCUUACGGAUAAGCUCUCAUCAACUUGCAGCAGCUGUUCGUGAUGAAGCCCGUGGGUGGGUGAAUGCAAUAGGAGCAAGCAUGGCGUUGCUGGAUGCGCAGCGUGUUAAGGAUGUGCAAAGCAAGAUGGACAAGCUUGAUGCUGAUCUCAACCGGGAUGUUGCGCUGACUGUUGGGGCUGUGUACCCUGCAGGUGUGUGGGCUGCGAGACAGCAGGCUGCCCGUUUACGACAACCUGAGAUGGAGGUUGGGAGAACACUAUCUGUACAGGAACCUGCAAACUAGGACCUGGUGAGAACCCGCCUGUCAAAGGCAUA
Molecule: messenger RNA, 913 nt
Organism: Chara braunii
Lineage: Eukaryota; Viridiplantae; Streptophyta; Charophyceae; Charales; Characeae
Source: the annotation of a GenBank genome assembly